AUGGCAGGUCACCACACUCGCUCUAAUAGCUUGCCCUUGAGGCCACACCCUCUCAUUCCAGAAUUCGAUGAGCAAUUGUGCAGAUUGACUUCUGAAGCCGUCUCUUCAUCUACAUCAACAUUGCUUGGCCGCAGAUUAAGGGGACUUCAAGAUCUCCAUGAUUGCAUUGAUAGGCUGCUUUUGCUUCCACUCAACCAAGAAGCCAUAUCUCAAGAUCAGAAAUGUGUUGAUCAAAUCUUGGAUGGAUCUCUCAGACUCUUGGGUGUGUGCAACAUUGCUAAAGAUGCCUUAUUACAAACAAAGGAAUCCACACAACAACUACAAUCUGUUCUUCGUAGAAAACGGGGCGGUGCAACUGAUCUUUCGAGCGAGGUUAAGAAAUUUUUAAACUCAAGGAAAGUGAUGAAGAAGACAAGUCACAAGGCUAUUGCAAACCUGAAAUGCAUUUCAUGCAAAGGCUACAAGGACCAAGCAGAGACACUUGAAAUUGUUAAGAUGUUGAGGGAAGUUGAAGCAGUCACUAUUUGUGUAUUCGAAUCAUUGCUGUCUUCCAUUUCCGCACCAAAAUCAGGUGGUUGGUCAUUGAUUUCCAACAUGAUGCAGCCAAAAAGAGUAGAGGAAAAAUCCCAACUAAAUGAAUUUGCAAUGGUGGAUGCUGCCUUGGAGUACUUCCUCAACAAGUUGAAGAAAUCUGACAACUUGCAUGCUGGAAGUGCACAAAACCAGCUUACAAAAUUGGAAUUGUGCGUUGAAGAUCUUGAAGAAUGUACUGAGAGCCUUUUUAGGCGUAUGUUGAAAACCAGAGUCUCCCUUCUCAAUAUCCUUAACCACUAG
Molecule: messenger RNA, 834 nt
Organism: Ziziphus jujuba (common jujube)
Lineage: Eukaryota; Viridiplantae; Streptophyta; Magnoliopsida; Rosales; Rhamnaceae
Exons: 1
Coding region: 1-834 (277 amino acids)
Biological process (GO): root development; shoot system development
Source: RefSeq, a predicted model, not a curated record